ACAGUUACCACGAUUCAUGUGUCACAUUUUAACAACAUUUACAAAGAAGCGAAGUUUCAUUCUUGAUGAAGUAGUGGUGGAUCUCGAUAUUGUAAAUGAGUAGUUAGAAUGUACAGUCAGUUGACUUAGAAACGUUGUGGUGAAUGCUACCGCAAUGCUCGCUCCGCGAUUUUCGUGCUUUACGUGUGUGUGAUUCUAACUUUUUUGAAACACUAGUGACAGUCAGUGAUGCUCUAAGCCUCCCAAGAUGAGUUCGGUACUAUUAGAAGCCCGGCCCUUCCGGCCCUUCAAAUCCAGUGAGGAGUAUCUAGUGGCCAUGAAAGAAGAUUUGGCCGAAUGGCUCCAAACUAUGUAUCCAUCACUCGAAAUUAACGUCGACAACUUCAUGGAGAAGUUGGAAACGGGAGUUGUACUUUGUGAGCACGCCAAUGCGGUCAGACAUCAAGCAGCCGAAUACGUAGAGAAAAAGCAAACCAAGAAAAUUAUGACGAGGUCGGUGACGGGCAAUUUGGCACAUGCACAAAAAUUAGUCAACAUUCCGGAAGUCAAAUACUUUGCAACGGCCAAACCACAGACUUUCUUCGCUAGAGACAACGUUUCGAAUUUUAUUAGAUGGUGCAAGGACUCGUUACAGAUCAUAGAGUGCUUACUGUUUGAAUCCGACGACUUGAUUUUAAGGAAAAAUGAAAAACACGUCAUUUUGUGUCUUUUGGAAGUGGGAAGGAGGGCCGCAAAAUUUGGCAUGUUGGCCCCCAUGUUGGUCCAAAUGGAGCGCCAGAUCGACCGGGAGAUCGCCGCCGACCAGAAAAAGCUCAAUAACGGCCUCCACGACCAAAACAGUUUUGACGAUGACGAUGACAGUGAUAUGGAAGAAGAAACAAUGUUAAUUUACGGUCCUGUGCCCCAAAUCGUCACUAACGACUUGAAAAGUCUCGACGAAAUGGUCCGCGACUUGGUCGCUCAAUGCACGUGUCCAACCCAAUUCCCCAUGAUCCGUGUCUCCGAAGGCAAAUACCGAAUCGGCGACACCAAAGUGUUAAUUUUCGUGAGGAUACUCCGAAAUCACGUUAUGGUCCGUGUGGGCGGGGGCUGGGACACUUUGUCCCAUUAUUUGGACAAGCACGACCCAUGUCGUUGCCGAUCGCAACACCGGACAACCCAAGGGGCACGUCUGGUCAAUAAACCAGGAGCCCAGGACUUACACGGGUCACACGUGUAUUACGAACGAGUUCCUGUGCCUACAAUUGCGACACCAAGCCACGCCUCUAGCUCCACCUCGACUCUAGGCCCACCAAUGAAUUCAUUGAAUCGGUCUAGAUCACGUUCACCGUCUUAUUUGAACGACAGACGAUCAGUUAGUCCGAAUCUACCGCGCAAAUCUUUAGUACCUCCCAUUAGAUCGAGAAGCCCCACCCCCAACUACACAUCAUCACAUCACACUACACUUAAAACUAAAGCCACGCCUACAACAUCACCAAAACACAAGAAUCAUGUCGCCUCGAUACAAGUCCCACUAAAAUCGGAAACUUCAAUUCAAAUAAAUGAAGAUCAAAGUGACACAACUUCGGAAGUUUCCGAUGAAGGCUACAGGAGUUUAGGCGCAAUUCAAGACAAAACAAAGAAACGCCUUAGUCAAGACUCAGUUGAUGAUGCAGAAUAUAACGGAGAGCAUCACAUUGAUAGUAUUGACGACACAAAUGAUGUGGGUUUACGUAAAACUUCCUACUCCCACAGAAUCUAUGAGGAAACAACGCCCAAGCCCCGCCCCCAGUCCCGAGAACCUAGCGUAGAUCGCUCCGCCCCUAAAUCCUCCCCGAAAAAAUUCCACGGUACGUGGAAUGGCCGUCAGAAACAAGCACGUCCCACUCUCCAAAUCGAAACUUUCAGUCCGCCGCUUCAAAGACACGCCCCUUCAAGGCGGAGUGAACGUCGCCACUCCUCAGCAAGCACCUCCCCGACAAAAGGCGGACUUAAAGAAGUUUUGAUAAAUACAGUAACACAAAUCGACGAUGAAGCAUUAAUGGCCCAACAAGUCCAAGAAUUGUUAAAACAGUACACUUUUGAUUUCAAGGACGAGGGGCGGUUUGUAAGAGGAGGCGGAGAAAGGAUGUCUUAUAGGAGUCCAAGGAAGGACUCACGGCCUGAUAAUCACUUAUCUAGGAUUCCCGCCCCCGUUUUGUAGAGUUUAGGGGAUUUUUUAGGGUAUUUUUUACGACGGUUAGAGUAGAGUCCGACCCUGUUUCGACCGUUUUGUUUUUUGGUGCUAAUUUGUGAUGAUUUUUCAAAUUUUUAUCAUUGUUACGAGAAAAAUGCUCAAUUUUUUCAAUUUGGACGGUUAUUUCAGAUUGUAGGGUUUUUUUUGGAACCAUACCGCAAGAUUUAUGUAAUCUUAGAUUAUAUUUAAACACUAAUAAUGGAUUUAGUGCAACUUUUAACAUGAUACUGGCAACUUAUAGCUCUAAUUAUAUUAAUUUUUGUAAAAACAAGUACAUAUUAACAUUUGAUGAUAUAUUAUUUUUAAUUUAAAAAAAAAACAACUAAUUUUUAUAUUAAAAAAUUCAGAUUUUAGAAUCUCGGUUCACAAGUAGGAACAUUAUUUGAAACCAUUGUAUGCUUUUCGAAGGCAAUAAAGUCCUAGAUUUAA
Messenger RNA from Tribolium madens (black flour beetle), 2644 nucleotides. RefSeq names its product GAS2-like protein pickled eggs. Gene Ontology annotation, biological process: actin crosslink formation; protein localization to microtubule plus-end; microtubule bundle formation. Gene Ontology annotation, molecular function: cytoskeletal adaptor activity; microtubule binding; actin filament binding. The transcript has 7 exons. Gene Ontology annotation, cellular component: stress fiber; cytoplasm; actin filament. Bases 248 to 2182 code for a protein of 644 amino acids. Lineage: Eukaryota; Metazoa; Arthropoda; Insecta; Coleoptera; Tenebrionidae. The record is from RefSeq and is a predicted model, not a curated record.